This is a messenger RNA of Herpailurus yagouaroundi (jaguarundi), 2294 nucleotides long. It is a transcript of the gene MGMT, whose product is annotated as O-6-methylguanine-DNA methyltransferase. Gene Ontology annotation, molecular function: methylated-DNA-[protein]-cysteine S-methyltransferase activity. The transcript has 7 exons. Lineage: Eukaryota; Metazoa; Chordata; Mammalia; Carnivora; Felidae. Gene Ontology annotation, cellular component: nucleoplasm. The record is from RefSeq and is a predicted model, not a curated record. Gene Ontology annotation, biological process: DNA repair. The coding region runs from base 478 to 1104 and encodes 208 amino acids.
CCGCACUUCCCGGCGCCCCCCUCUCUGGGCCCCGCCCCCGCGCCCGUGGCUCCGCUCUUCCUGACCAAGCUUCCGUCACGUCCAGGCCCCGCCCACUGUGGCCCCGCCCCCGCCCCGGCUCCGCCCCCCGCGCCCCGGACGUGCCUGGGCAGCCGGUGGUUCUCCAGCACUUGGCCACCCUGUGCUCGCAGCUGCUCGUGGUCGGCGCCCUGGUGACGCGAGGACACUUAGAAGCCAGGGACUCAAACCACCAACACGGCUCUAUUCCAGCUCCCUGCUUGGGGUCUCAAGGCCCUUUUCAGUUUAUAGUAUAGUCUCUUUGAUAGAAAAUCAUGGAAGCAAGACAGUAUUUUCUGAAUUCUCUUUUCCUGUGGUCAUCUGUUACCCUUAUUAUCAGGGUUACGUCGCGGACAGUUCAUCGGAGGUGCCUGCGGACAGAGCUGUGAUCAGCAGCCCGGCCCACAGGUGCGUGGGAGAAUGGACAAGACCUGUGAAAUGAACUACAAGGUGGUGGACAGCCCGCUGGGGGAGAUUGAGAUCUCUGCCUGUGAGCAGGGUGUGCAUGAGAUCAGGCUGCACGGCAGGAAGACCCCCGAUGCCAGAGCCAUGGAGGCCCCCCCUCUUCCUGAGCUGCUCGGCCGUCCAGGGGAAAUGACAGCACCCCUGAAGCAGUGCGUGGCCUGGCUGGAUGCCUAUUUCCAUGAGCCGGCGGCCCUCAAAGACCUCCCCUUGCCUGCGAUUCACCAUCCCGUUUUCCAGCGAGAUUCGUUCACCAGACAGGUGUUGUGGAAGCUGCUGAAGGUUGUCAGACUCGGAGAAACGGUUUCUUACCGGCAAUUAGCAGCCCUGGCAGGCAGGCCCCGAGCAGCGCGGGCAGUGGGCGGAGCGAUGAGGACCAAUCCUCUUCCCAUCCUCAUCCCGUGCCACAGAGUGGUCUGCAGCAGUGGAGCCGUGGGCAACUACUCCGCAGGCCGGGCCACGAAGGAGUGGCUUCUCGCCCACGAGGGCCGCCUGGCAGAGAAGCCGAGCUGUCCGGGAGGCUCCCGUGGGGGUGGCAUCCCCCGCCCCCAGCCUGCUGGCGGAACGGAGAACUUGUGGGAGUAAAUACUUGAGUGACACAUAAAGGUUCUAGCACAUUGGAGGUGGUCUGUGCGGUAUUAAAAGAACUGAACGUGUCCUGGGGGACAGAGCGUGUGUGCCUUUUCUUGUUUCCACAUUUUACGGCAGAGUGAGUUCAGAGGACUGGCCGCUGUUCAUCGUUUGUUUCUCUCUCACACCGUCGUCGUUCCAUUUCUAAUGUCUGUUAACACAGGGAUAAGAAAGUGGGGGGCCCGGCAAGCCUGAGAGCCACCGUCCGGGCAGGUGGGAGCAUCCGGCACCCGCCAGGGCCCUGGCCCCCCUGACGCAGGCCUGUCCCCCUGAGAAGCUGGCCUCCCCGGCUCCCCUCUCUGCUUAGCCAUUGAGGCUGCCGGGACGGUGUCUCCCGCUCAGGCCUUCCUGAGGGAGGCCCGGCCGCGGAAACCAGUGCUCAUGGAGGUUUUCUAGCGAUGUUCUUCUCACCGCCAGAAAACCAGUGCAGGAUGCACACACUUUGGGUUGUAUCGGUUGCAUGGAAACGAACCACUUACCAAAGUGAUUUGGGAAAAGGAGUAGCUCCUUGAGAUGAGUUUGGUCGAAAUGGCUCCUUCCCGAGGGCGGAGGGUGGAGGGUCUUCCUCGGGCCCUAGCCCCUCUCCUGCCGCUGCUGACCUUUGUGCGCUCCAAAUGGAAGGUGACGAUAGAGCCUAAGAGUCAGAGGUCACACAAGAAGGGGGGAUCUGCUCCUGUCGCUGGCAGCAGAGAAGAGUGUUUCCAACCAAGUGCCACCGUCCGAUGCUUCAUUAUCGCGUUGUCGUUGUCUCUUUAUAAUUAACCUGAGAAACACCAGGGAAACUUGCAGCUAUGCAUGUGGAUAAAUAAGAAUAGAGCGUGUGAUGUAUGGAGAAAAUAAACUCCACCCCACUGUGCAGGAGAGAGCUGUAUUUUUGUCAGGGGUUCCUGUGACAACUCAAACCCCAGCAGGGAAGCUCAGGUGCUUUGUAUGUGUCACCGAGAGCCCGGGUGAAUAUACAGCCUGUAAUGCGCAUGGUUUGGGCGUAUUUUAAAUUCCAUGUUACCUUAACACCGGUAAAGGAACGGUGCCUGAUGUAAACAGACUUUAGGCUUUUCUCACCAAUUUGCAAUUUGUUAUAUCCUAUUAUUAUGUCAACCAAAUUCUGGGUCUUUCCCCUCAAAAAUAAAGUGGUAGGACCAUUA